CUGUUUUGAUGCUUGAAUAAAGGAGGAGUUUUCUGUCAAAAAAAAAUCAACCAAAAAAAUUGGGGAGAAGCAGCAGGUGCUCCGCCUCUGCCGCCGCCGGUGAUCCGCCGUAGCAGCCGCUCGCCCCGCCGCACCUGAUCCUCUUCAAUCUACUGUUCCAUUCCACCCCGACCCAAACCAAACACACACUAAACACCGCCGCCGACCUCUCCUAAGUUGUGUCCCAUCUCACCGGAGAUGGCCGGGGCAGCUUCGUCGGUAGCGCCAGUUCUCGUCAUCUGCUUGCUGUCUCUUGUUCUCUUCUUCCACAGGUGCCGGAGCUGUGAAGCUGUGGAGAUAGAGAGGACGUUGGCGAUGAUCAAGCCGGAUGGUUUGUCUGGUAACUACACCGAAAAAAUCAAGGAGGCCAUCUUGGAGUCUGGAUUUGAUAUCAUAGAAGAGGCAGUUGUCCAGCUGGAUGUAGAGAGGGCAUCACUCUUCUACGCUGAGCAUGCCGAUAAAAGCUUCUUCAACAGCCUAGUGAAGUACAUGACGAGUGGUCCAGUUUGUGCUAUGAUUCUGGAAAGCCCCGAUGCCAUUUCACGCUGGCGAAAUUUGAUAGGGCCAACUGAUGCAAGAAAGGCUAAAACUUCACACCCUGACAGCAUUAGAGCAAUGUGCGGCUUGGACUCUGAGAAAAAUUGUGUGCAUGGUUCAGAUUCACCGCAAUCUGCAGCUAGAGAGAUUUCGUUUUUCUUCGGAGAUGAUAAAUCUGAAGCGCUGGAACAUGACGAGCUGUAUUCAAGAGUAGUAUUUUACCAGCGGUUCAGUAGUCUGGUUACAAAGGGUGAGGCCGAGAGCCCCAUCCAGCUUGUGCAGCUCCGCGUCCCGCUUUACCCCUUCUUCUCCCCCGUCCGCUCCACCACCCGAGCGACUCCAGACCACGAGCCCCGCCGACGAAGCCGCCGUUGCCAGCCCCCACCCGCGUGCAAGAGGGGAGCGCCCCACUUCCGACAUUCAAGCCGAUCGGAGCGCGAUCCGGCGGGUCGGAGCCCAGCCAUGUCGGGGGUUUUUGGCAGGGUGUUCGGGAAGUCCAAGACUCUUGAAAUGUUAGAAAAGAAGGAAAAUUUACUAAUGAAGAAGGCGAAUCUUGAAGUUGAGAAGGCAAAGGCGUUCACCAAAGCCAAGAACAAAAAAGCUGCAAUACAAUGUCUGAAGAGGAAGAGAUUAUAUGAGCAACAGGUGGAGCAGCUUGGGAAUUUCCAAUUGAGGAUUCAUGAUCAGAUGAUAAUGCUGGAAGGUGCAAAAGCUACAACAGAGACUGUGGAUGCAUUGAGAACCGGAGCAUCAGCAAUGAAAGCUAUGCACAAAUCAACAAAUAUUGAUGAUGUUGACAAAACCAUGGACGAAAUUAAUGACAACAUGGAGAACAUGCGGCAGAUCCAGGAUCUACUAUCUGCGCCUAUGGGAGCAGCAAGUGAUUUCGAUGAAGAUGAGCUGGAAGCUGAACUUGCGGAUUUGGAGGGUGAGGAGUUGGAGGCACAGCUACUAGCACCUACCACAAGUGCUCCUAUGACUGCUCCAGCGCGUGUACCUCAGCAGUCGAGUCGGCCCACUGCGCAGAGCAGUAAAACUGAAGACGAUGAGCUGGCAGCUUUACAAGCUGAGAUGGCUAUGUAAUUAGUUUGCAGGACUUGGCGUGGUCAUGUUUAGAGACCAGAUUGUGCAAAUAUAUUUGGGACCACGGUAUUUUCAUGGAGGUCUUCCUGGGAAGACGUCAGAAGUACACACAGAAACUAGAUGCAUCUCACCCUGAUGGUCUCUUAUGUAUAUCUUAUCAUGUUACUUUUGUAAUCAAACAUCUAAGAUGCGCUGUCGAGCGCAUUAUCAGCUAAUAAAGGGCAUCUGCCAUCAUUGUAUAUUUCUA
Messenger RNA from Triticum aestivum (bread wheat), 1906 nucleotides. RefSeq lists its product as uncharacterized. Lineage: Eukaryota; Viridiplantae; Streptophyta; Magnoliopsida; Poales; Poaceae. The record is from RefSeq and is a predicted model, not a curated record. Gene Ontology annotation, molecular function: nucleoside diphosphate kinase activity. Gene Ontology annotation, biological process: GTP biosynthetic process; vacuolar transport; CTP biosynthetic process.